This is a messenger RNA of Sphaeramia orbicularis (orbiculate cardinalfish), 2635 nucleotides long. Its product is annotated as regulator of microtubule dynamics protein 3-like. NCBI's taxonomy places the organism in Eukaryota, Metazoa, Chordata, Actinopteri, Kurtiformes, Apogonidae. The coding region runs from base 456 to 2003 and encodes 515 amino acids. The transcript is spliced from 12 exons. Gene Ontology annotation, molecular function: microtubule binding. The record is from RefSeq and is a predicted model, not a curated record. Gene Ontology annotation, cellular component: spindle microtubule; mitochondrion; cytoplasm.
UUUUCCCACCACGCACGAGCCUCUUGAUCGUAGGUGGAACCAGGACUGAUGGGAUGUAGUUUCAGUUCAUCAUCAUCAUCAUCAUCUGUGCGACUAACCGAAUAACAGUAAACUAAAUCAGUUUAAUUUUAAAGUGUGUCCUUAAAUAUACGUGAGUUCUGAGGCGGAAAUUACAGCUUUGGCAUCAAGUUAAGGAAAAGUGUUUUUGUUAGCUGACAUAACAUCUGACUGGAGGCUAACGUCACUCGGCUAAUGCUAACGUCAUUCGGCUAAUGCUAACGUCAGCGCACGGAUGCUGUCAGGCGAAUUUUCUCCGGAUGUUUUCUGAAAUGAGACUCUGAGUAAAGGCAUGUGUUUGUGUGGGGCUCCAGCAGGAUUCCACACAGUCAUGGUCAGUGUUGUAUGAUAGUGACAUUUCUUAAAACCAGAAGGAUAGGUUCGCCUCAUCCACAGACAUGAACCUGCCCCUGGGCAGGAACGGGUUAAUCGGACUGGCCGUGGGAGCCACAGCUGGACUGGGUUUGAUAGCUAUCAUUAUUUAUAGACAGAUGUGUAGGAGAAGAGCCCACAGACUGGUGUCAGAGGCCCGGACACCGGCUCCGGUUCUGUUCGAUGGACCGGAUGGAGAUGAACGGACGCACGAGACCAUGGAUGCUCAGGACAUGUGGGACUGUGUUGCAGAGGCCGAGGCCCAGCAGGAGGCUCUGGAGGCGGUGGAGGCCGUGGUCCAGGGUCUGUCCCCGGAGCAGCAGCUGCAGCUCAGGAACCAGCUGGACCAGGUCCUGAACUGCGUGGCGUCGCUGCGCUCAGAGGUGGCCGAGCUGAGGGGAGGGCUGCAGGACAUUGCCCUGCAGAUCAUCCAGGAUGUGAAGAAAGGAGUGGAGGACAGUCAGCGCGUCCGUCGACGACGCCACCUGAUCCACAGGGAGCGCACCGACUCCACCAGCUCCAGCUCCAUCUACUUCACCGCCAGCCAGGGAGUGGCCAGCACCUACGAAGAAACCAGUGAGGGAGGGUACUCAACAGCCUACGCAGAGUCAGACUACACAGACCGAGACACUGACAGAGAAGAAGGAGAGAAGGAGCAGGAGUCGGAGGAGGAGGAGGAGGAGGAGGAGGAUCGGAGCUGUGCCACUGUCCUCACCCUCCGGCAGGAAGACUCCCAAGAAGAGGAGGACAGAGGACUGGAAGAGGAGGAGGAGGAGGAGGAGGAGGAGGAGGAGGAGGAGGAGGAGGGUGGAGGUGUUGGGAGGCUGCAGCCGGUGUGUGAGCUCCUCCUCCCUCCCAGUGGAGAACUGGCUCUGCUGUUGGCCCAGAGCGACAUCCUGCACACAGGAGACGCCAAACUGAAGGCAGAGGGAUUCAGACUGCUGAUGGACAACAGAGCACAGUACGGAGACAGCAGAGACUUCCUAUGGAGACUGGCUCGGGCCUACAGUGACAUGUACCAGUGCACCGAGGACCAAGAGCAGAAGAGGACGAUCGCCCAACAGGGUCAGGAGGAGGCGGAGCUCGCCCUCAAGAAGAACGGCCUGAACGCUGAGUGUCACAAAUGGUUUGCGGUUCUGACAGGACUGAGGUCACAGCAUGAGAGUUUACACAGUAAACUGAAGAGCAGCCACAUCCUGAAGGAACACCUGGACCGGGCCCUGGCCCUCAGAGACGAUGACCCCAUGUGUUUGUACCUGCUGGGCCGAUGGUGUUAUGAGGUGUCCUCACUUGGCUGGUUGGAACAGAAGGCUGCUGCUGCCCUCUACCAGACCCCCCCCACCUCCACCAUCCAUGAGGCCCUGCAGAACUUCCUGAAGGCAGAAGAACUCAGUCCAGGUUUCUCCAAGACCCUCAGACUCUACAUCGCCCAGUGUCAUGUUGAACUGGGAAACGUCUCUGAAGCCACAAACUGGAUCCACCAGGCUCUGAAGACCACCUGUGACCCCCCACAUGAUGCAGACUCGUCUAAACUGGAGGCUCAGCUUCAGCCCUUCAUUUCCAAACACGUCUGAACCAGGACUGUGGAACUGGAGGUCCACAUCCAGACCAGCAGGAACCGGGUCAGACCGGUACAAUAACAACACAAUAACCUAUAAAUACUACAAACAAACAAACAAACAAACCUCCGCUGAAUAAUGAAAAUAUUUCCAUGUACAAACUGUCCAGACAAAAUGAUGUGAAGAACCUGAAAAAACGACAUUUAUUCAGAAAAAUAAGUGUCAUUUGAACAACAUGUCUCACCUUAUUUAAACAUGUUCAUUCCACACAUUUGAUAACAGGUGGACUAUGGGUCCCCUUCCUCUGACUGUUCAGGUGUUUACAUGUUUGUUUAUAGAUUAUUGGGUUCUUUUAGAUCCUCUGGGUCUGAAUGUGGAACCUGUUCAUCUGUUCAGUGUCUUUUUUGCACUUUGUAAAUUGAUCCCAUUGGUCCAGGGCCGGAGCCUACAGGGUCAGAGCCUACGGGGCCGGUUCUGCUCUCCCCCCCCCCCCCCCCCCCAUCUCCACUGGUUUCCUCCUGUUUGUCACUUACUGUCAUUCAUUCUUUCCUUUGUGCUACCAGAGUCCUUUCUAUUGUACAGAUGAUUAUUGUGAUUAACUGUAAACUGUGAAUGGUUCAUUAAACUGAAGGAGGUUUGGUUUUUGA